Molecule: messenger RNA, 306 nt
Organism: Plasmodium gallinaceum
Lineage: Eukaryota; Apicomplexa; Aconoidasida; Haemosporida; Plasmodiidae
Product: flagellar outer arm dynein-associated protein, putative
Exons: 3
Coding region: 1-306 (101 amino acids)
Biological process (GO): microtubule-based movement
Cellular component (GO): cytoplasm; cytoplasmic dynein complex
Molecular function (GO): dynein intermediate chain binding
Source: RefSeq, a predicted model, not a curated record
AUGAAUGAAGCAGAAGAAAUAUUAAAUAGAAUUAAAAACCACAAAGGAGUUAUAGGAAUUUUAGUUAUAAAUAAUGAAGGGUUAAUAAUUAAAAGUACUUUUGAUCAACAACAAUCUGAUUUACAUGCUUCAUUACUCACACAAUUGUCUAAUAAAGCUAGAGAUGUCAUUAGAGAAUUAGAUCCUCAAAAUGAUAUAAACUUUUUACGUCUACGAUCAAAGAAGCAUGAAAUUAUGAUAGCACCUGAUAAGGAUUAUACACUAAUUGUAGUUCAAGAUCCGUAUUAUGAUAAAGAAAAAAAUUAA